AUGCACUAAGCAUUUCUGCUGCCAACCUCAGAUGUAAGAUAUGCUGAGGCAAUGUUUGAAAGACAGUGAGAUAAUGUGUGCUAACUCAUUGGAAGAAAACUACAGGAACUGACAGUUGGAGGAGGGUGAAAAACAUUCACAAAGGCUCACGCUGUCACACGCUAAACCAAAAUGCACCAGGCAACAGACUAUGCACUCCUUGGAGUCUCAGGAGGACCACCACCACCUGCACUGCCCGUCAAACAGCGCAGGAGCAAGUGUUCUUCCAGCUCAAGCUCCAUUCAGAGUCUACAGUUGAAGGUAGGGGAUCUACACUCGUCCGGACCACAGACCCCUUUGUCUCCAUUUACGGAGGUGUUCACCACACCUACUGACUGUAAUGCGGCCCACUGUCCUAUACAUCAUCGCUAUGAACAUCACCAGACGAGAUUCUUCUCAGACCAAAUUCCUCCUCCGAUACCCAAAAAGACUCUGACGAGAACCCUAUCCCUCCCAAUGGAUGCUCUAGACCCACCUUAUCAUAACCACACAAGAACCUGCAACUAUGACAAUCCCCUCUACAUGAUAAUGCCAUUCCAAGGCCCACUGAUGCUAAAAGAGGAGGACAAAGAAGAGCUACAUCAAGCUCAGUCCUUGUACCAGGUAACCUUUGAUACGCCAGAUGAACAGCUUUACGGAUUCCUCAGAAACUUCCAAAGCAUUGAGCAUGUUUCCGUGAGCAUUCAAAGGUGUCAUCUUCAGUUCCUGAGGAACACAUUACAGACCAUUGAAAUGAACAUCUUCCUAAAUGAGCAGGAUAUGGAGAUGGUGAAGACAACUCAACCUGAUGAUUUCUUAUUGUGUGGACAGCAGUGGUCUAACAGGGAUGUUUUCUACUUGGUGCGUUGUCCAAAGCUUCCUGGAAAGCUGUUUUCAGCAAAGGUUCACAGAGGGGAUUCCAUAUUAGAUUGCUCUACAUUUAUGCAGCAUCCAAACAUUGAACAAGGUGUGGUCCAUUUCCUGCAAUGCACAACUGCAGAUCAAAGUUAUGCCUCACAAUCAGAGACUGCUCAGACAACAUCAGAGUCAUCACAUGGGGGCAGCACUGAGGUUUGCCAACAGCAAACCGUUGUCUCUCUUUUGAAGAAAGGUGUCGAUGUGACUGUAGUAAGAGACUUUCCAUUGGGGACACUGGAUGACUUUGUUGAGGAUGGACAAAUCUUGCACUGGACUCAUCCUGAGGUUUAUGAAAGGAGGCUUUGUCUUCUUGUCCUCCAGUUGGUAUUAGGACUUAAGCAUUUAGGAAGUAAUAAUGUCCUUCACAGGGAACUGAAACCAGAGUGUGUCAUGUUAGUGUGGCCUAGUUUCAGACCGGUUGAAAGUAGGGAAAACCCAACAGAGAUCAAGACAAGAUGGGAUAUGAAGGAGAUGAUCUCAAUACCCAAGGAGAAACUAGAUGAGGAAAUGAAAGGUGAGACGUGUCAAAACCUUUGGAAGAAGUGGGGGACCCCUCGUGUGGUGCUGAGCAGCCAUUUUGAGGAUGAAGUCUUUCAAGUAACAACUUCCCUGGAGUUCCAGUUGGGGAACUUGCUUAAGAACUGUUUGCAUCUUACAGACAGUGGGUCAUUGAUGUGGAAAGCACCACAAUACUCUCCAUACACUCAAGGUUUGAAGUGGCUAGUCACCCAUCUAACAUCCAAGAAACCAGGGCUACAAAUGAAGGAUGUGUCAAGUGUCCUCCAGGCCUUGCUUUGGGGUCCACAAAAGCAACUUAUCCAGCAGAACCAACUAGAAAGCAUUGUGCUUCCUAAUUAUCUACUACUUAAGCAAUCUCUUUUUGUUCUCAAGCUUGCAGAGAGGGGGCUGUUUCAGGAUCACCACAGCUUGGACUGGGAAGACUAUCUCUGUCUGCAAUAUCUAUCCUUCACUAACCCAGAGACUGCACACAUUGGCCUUCACGUCUUUGAUAGGAUAGAUUAAAUAAAAAUGCAAAUGCUGUUAAUUACAUUAAUUGCCACUUGUAGAGAAGUGUAGCCCAAAGGGCUGUAAUCAUAUGGAAUCAAGUUAUCUUUGCUAUAGGGGCUAAAUGAGCAGUUUUGUUAUCUAGAAUAGAUCACCCUGUCUAACAUAUCCCUGUUGUAAUUACGUUUUAGGUCUGUACAUCAUUUUCACGUUAAUAAAACUACU
Messenger RNA from Xyrauchen texanus (razorback sucker), 2166 nucleotides. RefSeq names its product inactive tyrosine-protein kinase PEAK1-like. Gene Ontology annotation, molecular function: protein kinase activity. The transcript has 4 exons. Lineage: Eukaryota; Metazoa; Chordata; Actinopteri; Cypriniformes; Catostomidae. Gene Ontology annotation, biological process: protein phosphorylation. The record is from RefSeq and is a predicted model, not a curated record. Bases 172 to 1959 code for a protein of 595 amino acids.